ACACAUAUUUGUGCUCUCCUUCUGUCGCUCUGCGGUGCUGCUCGCUCGUGUCCUGGCUUGCAAUGUGUGUAGAAUGACAUUCCUGGAUUGUGAAUGGGAGUUCCCGAUAAGUGGCCAUAUUGGAACGCAUCUGACCCGCGCAAAGAUGUAACCUGAACGUCAAGAUAGUUCAUUUCCUACUUUAACGUACGUAUAAACGUUGACCGUGGAAACGCUGCGAGGCUACUUUAAACUGCUCCAAAUUCAAAGUAUAUAAAUAUGUAUUUAUUUAUUUGGGAAGCAAUCUUUAUAAUGAAUAAAAACAGAAUCUAAUUUAAAAACCGUGAGUAUUCAUUAAAUGUAUGACAUCCGCAUUAGUACGCGUGCGCACAACAGUAGUACCUACUCAAACCCCCGUGAGUUCUGUUUACCGACUUAUUUUUAUACUAUCCCGUGCUAUAAAGUUACUAUAAAUCAAGCAAUCCCUUUUGUACUCUCGUCGACUCCCAAGCCAAAGUCGAAUUAACGAAAAUAAACGAUUUAAAUCGACUGAACGAAACAUAAGUGAAGUAGCAGGGAAUCAUCUUGUCGCCUAGCUAGUAGCCUCCCUGCCCAGUUACCAGCUAUUCUCCGUCUUGUGUCCCUCUCUUCCUAUCUCUGUCAGCUCGGCUCAGUAGUUUAGCAGGCUAGUACGGAGAGACGAGGGCUGCUCCCUUUCGCCUCUGCUCAGUCUGCCCAGCACACUAAUACCAUACAUUCCGCACCAUGGCUGCCACAGACGUUGACGUGUUUUCGAAUGAAGAGAAGCGAAACCUAAAUUUGGGCGGACAUGUUGGAUUUGACAGCCUCCCUGACCAGUUGGUCAGUAAAUCGGUCACACAGGGAUUUUGUUUUAACAUUCUCUGUGUAGGGGAGACUGGUAUCGGCAAGUCCACGUUAAUGAACACGCUCUUCAACACCAUGUUUGAGAACGAAGAGGCGAGCCAUUAUCAGAAUGGCGUGUAUCUGCGGCCACGGACAUACGACCUGCAAGAAAGCAACGUCCACCUCAAACUGACGAUUGUUGACACUGUUGGCUUCGGAGAUCAGAUCAACAAAGAGGAUAGUUACAAGCCUAUCGUUGACUACAUCGACACUCAGUUUGAAAACUAUCUCCAGGAGGAGCUGAAGAUCAAACGCUCGCUGUUUAACUACCACGACACCAGGAUCCACAUCUGCCUUUAUUUCAUCGCCCCGACAGGACACUCCCUCAAGUCCCUGGACCUUGUCACUAUGAAAAAACUGGACAGCAAGGUCAGCAUAAUUCCCAUCAUUGCCAAAGCAGACACAAUCUCCAAGAGUGAGCUCCACAAAUUCAAAAUAAAGAUUAUGAGCGAGCUGGUGAGCAACGGUGUCCAGAUAUAUCAGUUCCCAACAGAUGACGACACCGUCAGUGAGAUCAACGCCUCCAUGAACGCUCAUCUGCCCUUUGCUGUGGUUGGGAGCGUGGAAGAAGUCAAAGUGGGGAACAAAGUAGUGAGGGCCAGACAGUACCCCUGGGGUAUCGUGCAAGUCGAGAAUGAGAGCCACUGCGACUUUGUAAAACUCAGAGAGAUGCUGAUCAGGGUCAACAUGGAGGAUCUGAGGGAGCAGACCCACGCCCGCCACUACGAGCUGUACCGACGCUGUAAGCUGGAGGAGAUGGGCUUCAAAGAUACAGAUCCCGACAGCCAGCCAUUCAGUCUUCAGGAGACGUAUGAGGCCAAGAGGAAAGAGUUCCUGGGGGACCUGCAGCGUAAAGAGGAAGAAAUGCGACAAAUGUUUGUCAACAAAGUAAAAGAGACGGAAGCGGAACUGAAAGAAAAGGAGAGAGAGCUGCAUGACAAGUUCGAGCAGCUGAAGCGGAUGCACCAGGAGGAGAAGAGGAAGGUGGAGGAGAAGCGGAGAGACCUGGAGGAGGAGUUGAACGGCUUCAACAGGAAGAAGAUGGCAGCAGAGACGCUCUCCUUAUCUCAGCCCCUCAAGAAGGACAAGGACAAGAAAAAAUCGGUGAAGACGGAGAACCAGUCGGGCGUGACCACCUCCAACUCCAAAGUGAUGAUGGCCAAGGCCAACGUGGAGCCCUUGAACUGCCAAAGCUGGUGGCAGGCCAUACAGUGCUGCACCUGUCUGGUCCACAACGCCGCCUGGAGCCCCGCAGGCCUCUUCUGAUGCCCGGGGCUGCAGGGAAGCAAACCGGGGUCUGUUGCGGCGCAACAGCCGACGCCGGAGCCGAGCCCGAUGGACGGAAUGAGAUGAGGGUGGCCGGAGACGAGCAGGGCGUGGAACUACACCGGAGAAGAACAGGGGAGUGAAGAGGAACGAGAGCAAAACGUUAGCGUAAUGAUGUCAUUGUUGUCUCAUUGUCCGUCCCUCCAUCUCUCACCACGUCAGAAUUCAUACACAUCAAAUAUAUCAAUGCAUUUUAAAAGGUCCAACCUUGCAUAUCUGACAAGAGGUCAACACAUCAUUCAUUCCUUUGACCUAACCUUCAUUCUCAUCCACCCAGGAAACACUGUCCCCCUUCGAAGUCUCUGAUUCUCUACUUUUCUCAAAUGUUCAUUUGCUGCAUUAAAAGCUACUGUAGAUAAACCUGAAGCUGUGUGCAGGAGGGCACUUUGAGCAGACAGAGCAUCUCACCAUCAGGUGUUUACUAACGAAGACCUACCCGUUUGCCUGAGGAAUCAUAGUAAUAUUGUUCGUAUUGUAUCGUACGUGCGGUGCUUUUCUGUGUUCCCAUUUGUAGGCAGGAACUGUAAAUCACAACCCGAGUGGAGGCUCGACGUUAGAGGACGCUUUGAGUUUUAGUUCAAUCAUUUCUUCAUACUUUUGCCACAAAGUGAUCCGAAAACAGAAGAAAAAUCACAAAACUCCAUUUCAAAAGAUCAAAAAAAACAUUCUUGUAAUGUUUCUUUGUUACAGUCAAACGUCAUUCAUGUUGUGUUUAGCUCAUUUGUCUCUUACUCUGUAGCAACAAUAAGCCAUGGGGGUUUUUAAAGAAAGUGGAAUUCACUGGGGAGGUAGAUUCAGCAAUGUGGUGCCAAAGUCAAAAAGUAAUCCCUGAAACAGUUGCUCGACUUCUUAAAACUUUCUAAACCCCCCCCCCCCCCCCUUCCUUGCUUCCUCCUCAAGUGUUCCUCAUUCACUCCAUUAAGGAAACAGAGAAUAUUCAGGGUGACGUUGUGUUCAGAUUCGACAGUCCUGAUCUCACAUGAGCAUCACAUCGCUGAUUCUGCCUUUCAAAGAGUUUUACUUGGAUGUGAAAGCAUAUUGAAAAGGUACUGAAAAAGCAUCUCUGUAAAUCCUCUUAUGUAUUCAUAUCAAAGUGUCAGUGGACGAAUUAUAGAUUUUAUUGAUAGCUGUUUUAUAGACAAAUGGAGAAUACCGCUUUAUUUAGCAAAGGGAAAGCAGAGUAAUUUCUUCGGGGCAGGGGGAAUGUAAUUGCGAGAUUACAGCAUUGUUCAAAAGUAUUUAUUUGAAAAAAAUAUUUAUUUGAAUAGUAUAAAAGAGUCUUUAUUUUAUUAUAGUUUUUAUUAAUACAUUAUGUCUUUUUAUUUGAAAAGUCUUUGGGUUUUUUGUAAUACAUAAAGUGAAGUGCUGGGAAGAGACUAGCUUCACAAGAAUAACUCUGCACGCUGUAAACCUGUGACAUUCUUUGUUUUGCAGAAGACACUAAAAAUCAGCUCAUGUGCCAAACUGCUUAUUGGUGACAGUUUAUGGUUUGUGGCUUUUGAAGAAGUCACUCAACCAAUUUCAAUAUCACAAACAAAUCUAACGCUGUUAUUUAUUUGUGGAGAGAAUGUAGGCUGACCUUUGGUCUGGGAUGAGAUUAUUGACUCACAGUAACAGUGAGUUAUUUAUUUAUUAUUAUUAUUUUUGGAGAAGAUGUGCAUCGUCUCAAUAAAGAUCCUUUGAACAGUGUG
Cottoperca gobio is the source of this 3920-nucleotide messenger RNA. RefSeq names its product septin 8a (gene septin8a). Bases 745 to 2169 code for a protein of 474 amino acids. The transcript is spliced from 10 exons. Lineage: Eukaryota; Metazoa; Chordata; Actinopteri; Perciformes; Bovichtidae. The record is from RefSeq and is a predicted model, not a curated record. Gene Ontology annotation, molecular function: GTP binding.